Messenger RNA from Tympanuchus pallidicinctus (lesser prairie-chicken), 5201 nucleotides. It is a transcript of the gene TRDMT1, whose product is annotated as tRNA aspartic acid methyltransferase 1. The coding region runs from base 3557 to 4558 and encodes 333 amino acids. Gene Ontology annotation, molecular function: methyltransferase activity. The transcript has 12 exons. NCBI's taxonomy places the organism in Eukaryota, Metazoa, Chordata, Aves, Galliformes, Phasianidae. The record is from RefSeq and is a predicted model, not a curated record.
UCUUGUUUUGGAUAUAAUUUUCAUAUGUUUUUGUCAGUGCUGCCAUAUGUGCUCUUGGCCACCUGCCUCAUUGCUGUUUCUCUCUGUGAAAUUUCCCUAAAAAUGCAAAGAUAUUCAGUUAUAAGGACUACAAUAAUCCCUACAGUACCUUUUGCUAGUGGGCACUUGCACAGGUGCAGAAAUGGAGGAAGUUUCUCGUACAGCUGCAAUAAAUGUAGUCCAUAUUUGCAUCCCAAGCCCAAAGGGGAACAAGGACUGUCCUCAUUGAAGGAUCUCCACAGUACUUGUCAGGAAAGACUGCAUCUCACCAUAGCUGCAGGAAUCACAGAUAGCUGAGGAGGGAGGACAGAGGGGAGUCUUGCUGCAGCCAAGAGGAUGCAGAUGUACUGCUAUAUUCUGAAAAUCGAUUACAAUAAGAAUGAAAAAAUCCUUGUAAUUUUCUCUGGAAAACAUGCAUUUCUGAUAACAUCACUGAAAAUAAUAGCAUUUGCAGUUUUUUUUAAUUUUUAAUUUGAUUUAGGCAGCAAGAAAUUAAAGGAAUUUAGUCCAUCGAGCAUGUUUUGGAAUGUGCUUUCCAAUUAUCCCAGGCCUUGACUAAACUGAUUUGAAUCAUUUCAUCGAUCAAACUUGUAUACUUUUAGUGAGGGUUCUGCUUUAAAGUGUGAAAUGAUUUUUUUUUCCCCCCAGAAAGUAUAUAAUAACCCGUAAGCCUAAGACAUCCAGCCAAAAUAUCCUGCAAUGCAAAUGCAGUUCCCUUUGUUGUCAGUUCCAUAAAGCAGCCCAGAGUCCUUUCGGGAGCAAGGACUGGAAGGCAUCGGCCCACAGAGGCUUUCCUUCACACUUCCCCCAGGUCCAUGAAUAUUGAACGCGCUCUGUGCAAGGGGGACUUCUUCAACAGGAAACUAUGAAAGAGGGUUAAUGUCCUGCAGCAGCUGAAUAGGGAAUCUCCAUAAUACUCAGACACACGAGUGCUGGGACUGCUGCUUGACUGUACGCUGUAACUUCUAGUGAAAAGACCACUUCUUCCUUCAGCUGUGGUUUGACAAGACUCAGGCUUCUCUGGUUUUGAAAUCAGAAAGGCCCUAGGUUCCUAUUUCCAAAUAAAUGGUUGUAAGUUGUGGUGUAACUGUUCUGCUGGGGCAGUCCUUCCCUCUGGCUGGGAGCUGGGUGUAGCGGGGCCCCGGGGAAGGACGAUGCUUCCUGCAGCCUGUUCCAGCACUCUGUAUAUUGUGCUGAAAACACGUCCUCUGAGCCCAGAGAAAAGCUGCUUUUUCUGAACCCCCAAAACCUUGAGAGAAGCUGAUGUGGGUUUGUGAACCCGAAAAUGUACUAACAACUAAGUGUUCAGGCCCUUAAGCCUCCUUUUCUGAAUAACUUUGACAAUUUAAGAUCUCAGGAAGUAAAUUGAGAGUUCUUUUAUGAAAGUUAUUUUUAAAAUUGUAUUGCCUGUGGUAGUUGUCAGUGUUACAAAACACAGCAAAUGUCUAUGAGUAUCCACUGAUUUUUUCGAGGGAAUGACUACGUUACAGACUCAAAACUAACCACGUCUUUCUGCAGUACAGUAUUUUAAUGUCAGAUGAAUGAUAUGAAACUGGCGGGUCUUUCAUCACUGGGGAAGUGUUCUAAUUAUGACUUGUGCCACCGAGUUGCAUGCUAUUAUUACUGUUGCACAGAAAGUUCCCCUCCGUUACGGUUUCUGGUAGGCAGAGCAGGGUAUUUUCUGUCUCUUUUUGUCUCUCUUUUACUGAAUCAGACAGUCAUUUCCAAAGCCAGUACACCUCUGCCCAAGUCCUGGGGUUGUCUCAAGCAGCAUGCACAAUUCUAGCAGCACAGAGCAGAGAAUUAUAAGUUUUUCAGUUCUUUCAUAGUAUAACAAUUAAUGUAAUCCAUCCCUAAAAGAGAAGAAACCAACUGGAAUGCUCUGACACACUGCAUGUAAUGGUAAUAGCACUAACUGAUGACUCUCAGCAGUAUCUUUAGCAAUGGCUGGGACAUAAAGGCCAAGAUUUUCCAACUAACAAAAGGCAUGGCAUACUCUGAGGCUCAAUGCUCAACUUUAAAUACUAAGCAGAACUAACUUCCAGAAUAUGCCAAGUGUUUUAGUCUUAAUUUGGGUCUCAAAAAAAUGUAAUUUGAAAUUUCAGCUACUUGUUUUCCUUGUUUAUGAAGCUUACACCAAAGUCAAAUUAGGCAAAAUUCUCAGAGAACAAAGGAAGAAGAGAGGUGCAUGAGGAUUUUAAGUGUAAAUGAGAGCAGUUAUACUAAUAUUUUGAUCCAAUUAAUUUUUAUAGACUUGGAAGGCCAUUUUUCUCAGAGAAACUGGAUUUUUAGAAGAGAUUAAUUGCAGUAAGAAUAAGAAAGUAGGUGUUUGGAUGGCCAUGUAGAUGGAAGAAAACAGAGCACACAAUGAGAAAUUAUGGCAAUGGAAAGGGCAACAGAAAUCAUAGACUGAGGAAGAUGUCAGAAUAAAUGAACACAGUAUAAUCAGGGCCCAUAUUUUCCUAUUUCUGUGAGGGAGGAAAAGGCACCAAGUUCAGUAGCAGAAGGAUGUCAAUUCCCAAAUCAUAUUGCUGAGUGGAAAAAUAAGGAAUAUGGUAAUGAAAUCUGCCCUGUGGGUAAAUUACCAUAUAGCAAGAUGCAGAAAGCGGGGGACAAGGGAAGAUGUAGGACGUGGUUGAAUACUCAUAUAAUAAUUACAAGAGCACAGAAAAGAAAGGCUUGACAAGAAAACAAAUUUCACUUAAUGUUUCUAGAGCUUGAAGAAACAUUAAGACAUCUGGGAGAAAAUACAGGAAAGACAGAGAAUAGUUAUUGUUACUCCUUCUUCCUGACUCAUUCUUGAGACUGAUACAAAACUAGAGGAGCUACAGAUUGCUGACAGGAGCAGCUGAAAGACCACUCUGUCAGUCCCUGCCACCCAAUGCUUAUUAACAGGUCCUGUGGCCUCAAAUUCUUUGGUUUGAUAGAGCUAGCAUCUGCCAAUUGUUCUUCUACAGUGCACAGCUUGCCUAGCUCAUCACAAAUUAGUUGAGGAAGGAACAUGGAGAAAUUCCUUCUGCACUGUUCACAUCACACCCCUAUACCUAUACCUAUAUUGGAAUGUGUUCAUUGCAGCAGAAAUGCUAAGUCACGGCUUGAAACAGUGACUGAGCACCUGGUGGGAAGGGAGUUCAGGUGCAUGCAUCUGGAUCCUGGCUCCACCCCUUCCUAGACAUCAUUUAAGGGUUGGCAGUGGAGGCAGCAGUAUCUUGCUGGUGGUCCCUGCUUACCUGAGGCCUUACAAGGGGUGCCUGGUGGAGGAGGUAGGCAGAGAAUUUCCCCUGAGGAAAGAAUUUUCCACUGACAUGAAUAUGGCAGAGCUUUGAAACCGCUUUUCAAACCAUCCCCGCACGCAACUUCACUCCUGCAGAUAAAAAGGAGAAUUGCUGAGGCCCGCAGAACUGCCACGCACCAUCAGCAUCAGCUGCCCAGCAGGACAGCAGGCUGGCACCAUCCCAGGCUGAAAGCUGUGUAUGUGCAGAAGUUGUUGCUGCUGUGGAUGUGAACACUCUUGCCAAUGAAGUUUAUAAGCACAACUUUCCCAGCACACCAUUAUGGGCAAAGACAAUUGAGAAUUGGCCUACAAGGUGAUGUAUCUGAUCCGAGGACAAAGAGCUUUCUUUAUAUUCUUGAUAUUCUCCCAAGGCUCCAGAAGCUUCCAAAAUACCUACUUUUAGAAAACGUUAAAGGAUUUGAAUCCUCUUCUGCAAGAAAUGAACUUCUGCGAACACUAGAAACAUGUGGAUUUAAAUAUCAAGAAUUUCUUUUGUCUCCAACCUGUCUUGGCAUUCCCAAUUCUAGGCUGCGGUAUUUUCUAAUUGCAAAGCUUCACCACGAGCCGUUUUUCUUUCAUGUUCCUGGUCAGAUAUUGACAAGAUUCCCAGAUCAGAAUCUAGAAGAGUUAUCCAAGGAUGAAGUUGUUGACGAAGCUAGUUCUUCCUUGCCUUCUGGAGAGAAGAGUCUACUUUCAAACACUGGUUCUGAUUGCAGCAGCAAGAAUGGACCCUUGCCAAAAGAGUCCUUUCUUUUUAAGCUUGAAACAGUAGAAGAAAUGGUAAGGAAGCAUAGUCAAGACAAUGAUCCCUCUAUUCAAAUGUUACAAGAUUUCCUGGAAGAUGAGAAUGAAGAAAUGAGUCAGUAUUUUUUAGCACCCAAGUCCUUGCUACGCUACGCUUUCUUAUUAGACAUUGUUAAACCCACUUGCCGGAGAUCCACAUGCUUUACAAAAGGGUAUGGGCACUAUGUAGAAGGGACAGGCUCCGUUCUGCAGACAGCAGUAGAUGUGCAGCUUGAAUCAGUGUUUAAGCACAUUGAGAGCUUAACAGAAGAAGAGAAGCUUAUGAAACUGUCAACGCUAAAACUGAGGUAUUUUACUCCAAGAGAAAUAGCAAAUCUGCAUGGAUUCCCUCCAGAAUUUGGCUUUCCUGACAAAGUAUCAAUAAAGCAAUGCUACCGUCUUCUGGGAAACAGCCUCAACGUACACGUGGUGGCAAAGUUGAUCUCCGUUCUACUCGGAUAAUUUAGAACCUGAAUCAGAUGACUGUGGAUUGGUGAUGGAAAAUACUUCAGUCUUUCACGAGCAAGCUGGUGGCAGCCUAACAAAGAUCAGAACUAACUAAAAUAUACGUCCAGAUAUUUUGCUAAACAGUUCUGAUAUGUUUAAAUACCUUUCACUCACGGUGGAUUUGCACUCCAGAUGUCUUUUAUUGAAAUGGAAGUUUCCAGGAAUUAAUUGCUCCUUUUAGAUAAUGGUUUUACUUUGCAAAUGAAAAACAGCAGAAAUAAUUAAAUAUGUAUGUAAAUAAAAAUGGAGAAAAUAGUUUUAUCUGAAAGCUGUUCUCAAUACAAUAUAAAAAGGCUGUAAAUGUCAAAGCUGCUUUCAUUAAGAGCAAAGACAAGUUUCCGUGUGUAAAAUGCUUUCAUUUGUAAAUAACAGCAAUCCAUUCCAAAUAGAUUUAGUGUAUAUAUGAUCUAAUUACUUUUUAAAAAUCUAAUGAAAGUGUUAAACUCAGUAUUUUACGUAGACUUUUUAAGAAAACCCGUUGUCAUCUGUAGUUUAGGUUUGUCUGAUCCUGUCUGAAUGCUUUCAGGUUCUGGAACUCAAGUGUGUCUGUUCUGUAUGAUUUGUUCAGCUGAAUAAAAAUAUUUCAAGGUUAUCAUAA